GAAAAAGCUACGGCGAAGGCCUUUGGGCCCCGAGCGCGUCUGGUGCCAUGCGACCGGCCCCACCGGCAGAAUCGAGGCCUUUGGUGGUCCAGCAGCCAGUGGCGCCGAACGGCUCCUGUGAAGUUGGCCUCUAUGAGGAGAGCGAGCCUGAGGAGCAGGAGGAAGCCUACAUCAGCAUCGAGGUCCGCUGCGAGACUCAGCCGGAGGAGGCUGUGGCCAUCAGCGGCUCCGACUGGCAGUUGGGCAGCUGGAACCCCCAGCAGUCCUGGUAUCUCAACACCUCGCCCGAGUCGUAUCCGGUUUGGAAGGACAGGAUCCCGAUGCCGUCGCCUGGUGGACAGUUCAAGGUCUUCAUCAAGAACACAGUGGGCGAGUUCGUCUGGGAGGGCCUGCCCUGCAACCGCACCUGGCCCCGGUGCGGCCUCACAGCUGACACGGAGGUGAAGCUCACGUACGGGGAGAGCGGCAUGACCACCGUCUCCCUGGGCCACGCGAAGGAGAGCGCCAAAGAACUCAGGGAAGCCAAGCUUCAAGCCAAGAAGAAGGCCGAGGCCGCCCGUGCAGCGAAGGCCGCCGCUAAGGCAAAAGCCCUGGCAAGCGUGCCGCGGCUCGGAUAUGCGGAGAGGUGAUGUAGGGGAGAAGCAGAAGUGGAAAGAGCAGGGUUUCCAAGUCAG
Molecule: messenger RNA, 674 nt
Organism: Effrenium voratum
Lineage: Eukaryota; Dinophyceae; Suessiales; Symbiodiniaceae
Source: the annotation of a GenBank genome assembly